AUGGCUAUCUUAUCUUCGAAUAGCGUUGAAAGUCGAAUCGUUUAUGGAACUGUUGGAGGUAUGCCAUUAUCUCAAUAUGAUAAUAUUCGAUUUAUCAAUGGAAAAAUCUUUAAUGAAAAUAGCAAUGAUGAUGAAGAAGAAAAUCAUGGAGAAUAUUUUCAUACAAAACGAAAAAGUGAACUAUUAUCAUCAUUAUAUGGUUUACCAUAUGCUCUUGUCGGAAAACGAAAUGCAGAAUAA
This is a messenger RNA of Rotaria sordida, 240 nucleotides long. Lineage: Eukaryota; Metazoa; Rotifera; Eurotatoria; Philodinida; Philodinidae. The record is from the annotation of a GenBank genome assembly.